This is a messenger RNA of Suillus plorans, 615 nucleotides long. RefSeq lists its product as uncharacterized. Bases 1 to 615 code for a protein of 204 amino acids. Lineage: Eukaryota; Fungi; Basidiomycota; Agaricomycetes; Boletales; Suillaceae. The record is from RefSeq and is a predicted model, not a curated record. The transcript has 3 exons.
AUGGCCGCGCCUCCCGAAGUAACGACCAAGAAUCUCACUGGGAAAUAUGUUAUGAACAAGACAUUGAGCGAUGACAGCGACGAUAUCCUCAAGCUCCAGGGCAUAUCUUGGUUCAAGCGGCGUGCCAUCUCGAUGUUUACCUUGACGCUUGUGGUAAAGCACUAUGCUGACGAGGGCGGCCUUGAGCACAUAGAUAUCGAACAGACUCUAUCUGGUGGUAUCUCAGGCACGACUGAGUAUCGCACUCUCGAUUGGGAGGAACGUGGCAUAAACGACGAUGUUUUUGGUGCUUUGAUAGCACAAUCAAAGAGAAUCAAGGCUGAGGAAGUGGAUGAUGAAUUCUUGAGGUCUGGCUGGACGGAAGAUGCAGUUGAAGACGGGUUGAUUCUCGCUGUAGCCCGGAGUGAUACUUCCAAAAGUGGCAUGGAGUGGAAGGCAGAACUGACAUGGGGGUUUGAAGUAUUAGACGGCGAGAGGAGAUACGCUAGACAUGUGAAGUUCACAUCAUCGGAUAAGAAGGAUGGUCCCAUCUUCAAACAUCUCUAUUACGAUUACGGUGAAUUACCUCUCUCAGUGAUCUAUAUAUCGUAUGCUCAUGAUUCAUCUUUCUCCUAG